AUGACCUGUCCAAUCAAAACUGUUGCGGCAUCAACCUGUCCAAUCAAAACUGUUGCGGCCAUGACCUGUCCAAUCAAAACUGCUGCGACCAUGACCUGUCCAAAUAAAAACUGUUGCGACCAUGACAUGUCCAAUCAAAACUGUUGCGGCCACGACCUGCUCAAUCAAAACUGUUGCGACCACGACCUGUCCAAUCAAAACUGUUGCGGCCACGACCUGUCCAAUCAAAACUGUUGCGGCCAUGACAUGUCCAAUCAAAACUGUUGCGGCAUCAACCUGUCCAAUCAAAACUGUUGCGGCCACGACCUGCUCAAUCAAAACUGUUGCGGCCACGACCUGUCCAAUCAAAACUGUUGCGACCACGACCUGUCCAAUCAAAACUGUUGCGGCCAUGACAUGUCCAAUCAAAACUGUUGCGGACCAGACCUGUCCAAUCAAAACUGUUGCGGACCCGACCUGUCCAAUCAAAACUGUUGCGGACCAGACCUGUCCAAUCGAAACUGUUUCGGACCAGACCUGUCCAAUCAAAACUGUUGCGGACCCGACCUGUCCAAUCGAAACUGGGAGAAUCAAACUGUGUAA
This is a messenger RNA of Biomphalaria glabrata, 582 nucleotides long. RefSeq names its product keratin-associated protein 4-3-like. NCBI's taxonomy places the organism in Eukaryota, Metazoa, Mollusca, Gastropoda, Planorbidae. Bases 1 to 582 code for a protein of 193 amino acids. The transcript has a single exon. The record is from RefSeq and is a predicted model, not a curated record.